AUGCAGGAUAUGCGGGAUAAACAUACAAGGGUUUGCGGGCCUUCUUUGCCGCGUGCUCUUCGGCCUUGCGCGCACGGCGGGCAGCUGCAGCUGCAGCGUCUGAUUCCUCGUCCCCGGCCUCUUGGCGAGCGGAACCAGGGUUGCCCUCUUGGCGCGAGCGGGGCAUUGGCGAGGGCGGGCCUGAGCCCGGCGACCGGGGUGUUGGCCGCGGCCACGAUGCUAACCAUAUCAGACGGUUUUCCAAGAAAAUUGCAAAAGCGAUACAUACGGCCAUAUCUCUCGCGAGAUUUUGAGCCAUGUUACGGGCUGCCAUCCCGUAGGCUUGUAGAUGCCUACAUUGGGAGGUCCAACGGCUUCGCGUCCUGCAUUACUCACAAUACUAAUGAUUUCGUCAGUAAUUUAUACUAUGCCAGGAUACAUUAUCUCAAGACCUACCAUGGGUGCGAAAAGACUGAGAAUGACGCCUUGAAAAUUGUUCUGACUUGUUCAAGAGAAGAACUGUGGAGAAGGGAAAAUGAUUUCGUUUUGAACUUUGAAGAUGGUUUGUGUGUCGCCUGA
This is a messenger RNA of Penicillium chermesinum, 558 nucleotides long. RefSeq lists its product as uncharacterized. NCBI's taxonomy places the organism in Eukaryota, Fungi, Ascomycota, Eurotiomycetes, Eurotiales, Aspergillaceae. The record is from RefSeq and is a predicted model, not a curated record. Bases 1 to 558 code for a protein of 185 amino acids. The transcript has a single exon.